Molecule: messenger RNA, 384 nt
Organism: Puma concolor (puma)
Lineage: Eukaryota; Metazoa; Chordata; Mammalia; Carnivora; Felidae
Source: RefSeq, a predicted model, not a curated record
AUGGAAAGAAAUGAAAGCUCUAGAAACUUCAUUCUGCUUGGAUUCUCUGACCGGCCAAAGCUGGAGAUGGUCUUGUUUUUCACUAACAUGGUGUUUUACUUUCUGGCUGUCAUGGGAAACUCGACUAUCAUCUUCCUGUCCAUGGUGGACCCUCGGCUGCACAGGCCAAUGUACUUCUUCCUCUGCAACCUGUCCCUCCUGGAUCUCUGCUACACCUCUAGCAGCAUUCCUCAGAUGCUGGUCAACCUCUGGGGCCCACAAAAGACCAUUACCUAUAUGGGCUGUGUCAUACAACUCUUUGCAUUCCUGUCUGUGGGUGGCAUUGAAUGCAUUCUUCUUUCUGUCAUGGCCUAUGACCGCUUUGUGGCUGUUUGCAAGCCUCUU